Suillus paluster is the source of this 770-nucleotide messenger RNA. RefSeq lists its product as uncharacterized. The transcript has 10 exons. The coding region runs from base 137 to 673 and encodes 178 amino acids. Lineage: Eukaryota; Fungi; Basidiomycota; Agaricomycetes; Boletales; Suillaceae. The record is from RefSeq and is a predicted model, not a curated record.
AUGUUAGAACCUGCACUGGCUUGAUGAUCGGAUCGCAGUUCCCAGGCUAUAUACUACGUGGUCAAUCAUUAGCGGAGCGUCACUGGUCAACCCAUUGGUUGUGUGCCGUUCACAAGUCCAUUUCAUUCUGUGCUCUAUGUCUCACCCCCCACCAGACCUUGACCUUCUCAUCUCUGCGUAUCUCUUCCUUUUAAUAACUGGGGGUCAUGUUCUAUUGCCGGUCAUCAUCACCACUGCCCUACUUCAUAAGAAGUUGUCCUGGCAUCCAACCUUGAUCAACCUUUGCAUUACUUGGGUGAUCCACUCUGUAAUACAUUGUCUCUAUCUAUACGCAAGAGAAGACAUGCGUCAUCGCUACCGAACGGUUUGUUUGGUGCAAGCAGCUAUGGUAUAUGGAACCGCCCCGAUGGUCGCAGUAGCUGGUCUCGGUGUUGUUAUUCAUACGUGGACGACCAUUCAACAUUUUGAGCGCACCUUUGCUGAGAAGUUCCCUCGGUGGCUUUGCAGGUUCCUGAUAAUAUCAAUCACCGUAUAUUGUGUUCGCAGGGUUUUCAACCAGUGCAUGGAUUUUGAUAAAACUACACAACCGCUCCGCAAAGCCGUCGAAUGGUCUUUUCUGUACGACUUAUAUACAACCCCUAGCCUUGGCAGCUUCCUGCCUUCUGCGUUGUGAUGAUGACAUUGGUAUUGUGCUUUGAAGUGGCUAUCACCAUCCAAUACUACCGUACAUGGAAACGAAUCAAGAAUUCAUUCCCGCUCCUAGCACCUAG